CCGAGUAGAAUUGGUGGUGCCCGCGUUUAUCAUAUCAGCUGGAAGCAUCGUGCGAGAAAAGAUUUCGGAAUUAGCUCAAAUUUGCUUUUAACGUCAAAUAAGCAUCCUGAUAUUGUGAGAUAAUUCCGAUGGAUAACGUCGAGGAUUACGUUAACAGUCACGAUCUUCAGCGUCGCGACGCCAGCGACGUAAUCGAGGAAUUCAUCGACGAGGUUGCUCAAAUGGAUGGGAGAUGCAUCGACAUUGGAUGUGGUCCCGGUGACGUCACCAACGAUAUAAUCUUGCCACGGUUAGCCAAGGAUGCUGCGAUAGUUGGAGCCGAUAUAUCCGAGAAAAUGAUUAAGCAUGCCAAAAAGAAAUAUCAGAACGAGGAGAGACUGUCGUUUCUUACUUUAGAUAUACAGACGCCUAAUUUGCCCAACGAUCUAAUAGGGCAGUACGACAACGCUCUAUCCUUUUAUUGUUUCCAUUGGUGUCAGAAUAUAAGCCAAACCUUCAGGAAUAUCUAUGAGAUUCUUCGACCAGGAGGAAAAUCUCUAAUCGUCUUCCUCGCAUAUAAUAGUGGUUUUAACGCCUACGAAGAGCUUUCCAAAAAUCCUGACUAUCGGCCUUAUAUGAAGGAUAUUCGGAAGUACAUUCCGUUUUUUCAUAACUUGGCGAAUCCUCGAGCGCAUUUAAAGAAAUACAUCGAAGAGGCCGGAUUCGAGAUUCUCCAUUGCAGCAGGCGAGAAAAGACUUUUGUAUACAAGAAUUUGGAACUGUUUACGGAACACGCACUAGCGGUGAAUCCAUUUAUUUCACGUAUUCCGGAAGAUAUGAGGGAACAGUACAAAAAUGAAUUAAUACGUACGACCAUAAACGAGAAGAUCCUUUUUACCGAAGAAAAGCUAAAUCAAAAGGAAUACAAUAUACUCGACAGAUAUUAUAUAUUUGUUGCAUAUUUUAGGAAACCAAUUGAUAAAAAAUUGUGAUAUAUUAGAAUCCAAUAGAGAUACCGUUGCGUAUAGUGUAUUAUAAAAAUAUUGCGACCGAAACUACAUGCAGUAUGGUUAGAUCAGGAGCUAUAUUGAAUACACAGACCAUGGACCAAAAUUAAAAAUUUUAAAAAAAAAUGAAAAUGAAUUCCAGCUUAAAUAGGACAAUUAGGAAUGAGAACGAUGUAAUAAUAAAA
This is a messenger RNA of Cephus cinctus (wheat stem sawfly), 1171 nucleotides long. RefSeq names its product juvenile hormone acid O-methyltransferase (gene jhamt). NCBI's taxonomy places the organism in Eukaryota, Metazoa, Arthropoda, Insecta, Hymenoptera, Cephidae. The transcript is spliced from 5 exons. The record is from RefSeq and is a predicted model, not a curated record. The coding region runs from base 129 to 971 and encodes 280 amino acids.